GAACAAUUAAAGCACUUGCGUGCAUGUUCAUCAAGUUCUUAAAAGAUGUUGAAAAUUACCAUAUUUUUCCUUCAACUACUUUUCCUUCGUAAUUGUUCAUUACAAGCAACGGCUGAUGAAGGAUUACAAGAGCAAAGCAACUAUCAAACUUUCAUCGUUUUCACCAAGAAGCCAGCGGCUGGAGUUUCGUUGCAGAAUUGGUAUCAAACGUUUUUAACAUCAACAGCAACUAUAGCCACAAACUCAAACCAACAGCCUCAAAUACUCUACGCAUAUAGAAAUGUGGUCGCUGGUUUUGCAGCAAGAUUGACAGCAGACCAAGUGAAAGCCAUGGAAGAAAUGGAAGGCUUUCUUUCUGCUCAACCUGAAAGGAUAUUCCCUUUACAUACUACUCAUACUCCCAACUUCUUGGGUUUAACCAUAAACCGAGGAUUGGGAUUUUGGAAGGAUGAUUCAAAUUAUGGCAAGGGUGUGAUAAUUGGCGUUGUGGACACUGGAGCUUUUCCUGAUCAUCCUUCGUUUAGCGACGAUGGUGUUCCUCCUCCACCGGCUAAAUGGAAAGGCAAAUGUGAAUUCAAAAAGACAGAGUGUAAUAACAAGCUAAUUGGGGCAAGAGGUUUACGAAGUUCCAAUACAUCUGAGCCACCAUAUGACAAGGAAGGCCAUGGAAGCCACACAGCAAGCACAGCUGCUGGAAACUUUGUGAAAGGAGCCAAUGUGUUUGGAAAUGCUCAAGGCACAGCAGUUGGCAUUGCUCCUCAUGCUCAUUUGGCCAUUUACAAAGCUUGUGCCGAGAGAAGUUGUAAAGAGACUGACAUUUUGGCUGCAAUUGAUGCUGCUGUUGAAGAUGGUGUGGAUGUUCUGUCCAUCUCCUUGGGCGAUGGCAAAGUCCAGCAAACACCUUUCUAUAAAGAUACAAUCGGAUUGGCUGCGUUCACCUCAAUCCAAAAGGGAAUUUUUGUAAGCUGUUCAGCAGGGAAUGCAGGUCCUGAAUAUAAAACUUUAUCCAAUGAAGCUCCUUGGCUUCUAACUGUUGGAGCAAGCACCAUUGACAGAACCAUAAAAGCAACUGCAAAGCUUGGAAAUGGAGCGGAAUUUGAUGGCGAAUCACUUUUCCAACCUAAAACUUUCAAUCCCAAAUUGAUACCUCUUGUCUAUCCUGGUUCGAAGUGGAACAUAUCUGCUGCUCUUUGCGACAGGGGAUCUUUGAGCAACACCGAUGUGAAAGGGAAAAUAGUGUUGUGCGAGAGAGGUGGGAUGAUACCAAGAAUUGCAAAAGGAGAAGAAGUGAAAAAUGCAGGUGGUGUUGCUAUGAUUCUCAUGAACGAAAAGCGUGAUGGUUAUAGCAUCUUGGCGGACCCUCAUAUUCUUCCUGCAACUCAUGUGAGUUAUGAAUCCGGAUUGAAGAUCAAGGCCUAUAUAAAUUCGACCCGAGAUCCAAAAGCAACAAUCUUAUUCAAAGGAACUGUGAUAGGAAAAUCAACCAUUGCUCCAUCAGUGGCUUCCAUAUCAUCAAGAGGCCCAAGCAAGGCAAGUCCUGGAAUCUUGAAACCGGACAUUAUUGGUCCCGGAGUCAGCAUCCUCGCUGCGUGGCCUGUUUCAGUGGAUCACACUCACAGUAACAUUUCCACAAUGAGAAAAUCGACAUUCAACAUGGAUACAGGAACUUCAAUGUCUUGCCCUCAUCUAAGCGGCGUUGCCGCUUUGCUCAAGAGUUCUCACCCAGACUGGUCACCUGCAGCCAUUAAAUCAGCCAUCAUGACCACCGCUGACGCAGUCAACAAUGUCGGCAAGCCUAUUGUUGAUGAAACAUCUUUCCCAGCAGAUGUCUUCGCCGUCGGUGCAGGCCAUGUGAACCCUUAUAAAGCAAAUGAUCCUGGGCUUGUUUAUGAUAGUGAGCCGGAUGAUUACAUUCCUUAUCUUUGUGGAUUGAACUACACAGACAAAGAGGUAGAGAUCAUUGUACAUCGCUCAGUUAAGUGUUCUGAAGUGAAAAUCAUAGCGGAGGCACAGCUGAAUUAUCCUUCAUUUUCUGUGCUAUUGAGGUCUAAGAGUGUGAGUUUGACGAGGACUGUGACAAAUGUUGGAGAGGCUAAAUCAACUUACACUUUGGAGAAGUCUGUGCCUCCAGGAAUAGGCAUCAUUGUAAAACCAGAAAAGCUAGUAUUCAGUAAGGUUAACCAGAAGGCUACGUACACAGUGAAGCUUAUCCCGCAAAGUGGUGCCAGGAAGUCUGGUCGAGUGUUUGCUCAAGGGUUUUUGAAAUGGGUCUCCGAUAAAUAUUCGGUUAGAAGCCCAUUAUCUGUUACAUUUGUGUGA
This is a messenger RNA of Ziziphus jujuba (common jujube), 2319 nucleotides long. Its product is annotated as subtilisin-like protease 3. Gene Ontology annotation, molecular function: serine-type endopeptidase activity. The record is from RefSeq and is a predicted model, not a curated record. Gene Ontology annotation, biological process: proteolysis. The coding region runs from base 46 to 2319 and encodes 757 amino acids. The transcript has a single exon. Lineage: Eukaryota; Viridiplantae; Streptophyta; Magnoliopsida; Rosales; Rhamnaceae.